AUGGAAUUGAAUAUAAAAUUACAUGAGAAAUAUUUUUUAAAAAGCAUAAAAGAAAAAUUAGUAUCUAAAUCUAAAAGGGAUUAUGAAUCAGAUAAAUAUGAAUCAAUUUUGAUUAAUGGAGUUUUUUGGGUUCUUAGUGGAAUUUUAAUAAUGAACAAGGGAAAAAAUAAUUUGGGGGAUAUUUUAGAAAAAAAUGUAAUAGAUAUGCUAUAUUUAUUGGUAAUGCAAUCUUUACAAAAAAAAAAAAUUAAGGAAAAUGUUAUUUAUAAUUAUAAAAAGGAAAAUAGUAUUUUAUCACAUAAAGAUAUAAAUGAAGUAAUGAAAAUAGUAAAGCAAAAAUCUUGUGAUGGUGUUAUUAAUAUAAAGAUAGGCAAUGAAGGGACAAACAUAUCAAUGGACAAUAUUUCUUAUCACAAUGAUAAAACAAAUGAAAAUAUAAGCCGAAUAGAAUUCCAUAAAAAUAAAGGCCACCAAAUUAAUAUAGCAUUUAAUACUAACGGAAAUACAACUAAUGAUUUAUUGAUAAACAAUAUGAAAGAGAUUGAUAAGGCUGAAAAAAGGGAUCUUAAUUUAUACUCAGAUGGUACACAUUUAAGGAGAUUGAAAAAAAGGAAAAAAAAAUUCAUUGUAUGCGGUUUUAGUCCAUGUAAUAAAAAAUGGUUAUAUGAACCAAAUGUAAUAACUACAUUAAGUGCUAUUCAAAUAUUAUUUUUAAUAAAUAGAACAAGUGAAAAUGAUAUAAGCACUAAAACAUUGUUAGAAAUAUAUAAUUUUAUUAAUUUAUUAUUUGAUGAAGAUAAAGGAUUUUAUCAUUUUUCUUUAAAAAGUUUCUUAUUACAUUUUGAUGGUGACAUGCGAUUUGUCUUUUGUUCAUUGUCAACUAUAUAUUUUAUAAAUUUAUUAUUAUCAAAAAGAAAUAUAUAUAUAUAUAAUAGCAAUAAUAAAAAAUGCAUAAAUUGGAUAUUAAAUUGUUUGAAUGCUGAUGGAGGGUUUUCAAAAUUUCCUGGAUCAGAGUCUCAUGCUGGAACUACAUUCUGUGCAAUUAACUCGUUAAACCUUUUGAAAGAUAACAAUAAUAGAAGUUUCUUAUUUACAAACAAAUGGAUAAGAUCCAAGUUAAUAAGGUGGCUAUGUGACCGAUAUGAAAACCAAGGUAUUAAUGGGCGGGUUUCUAAGUCCCAUGAUGUUUGCUACUCUUGGUGGGUUUUGAGUAGUUUAGUAAGUCUCAAAUGUAAUUUAAGCAAACUUUUAAAUGUAAAUAUAUUAAUAAAUUACAUUUUAAAAUGUCAAGAUAAAGAUAAUGGUGGGUUUUCAAGAGUUCAGCAAAAUGAUAAUUAUAUUAAAAAAAGUGAAAAUUUCAAUUAUUAUGAUAAAGAAAAUAUAUCCCAUAAGAAACCGGACUUGUUCCAUAGCUUUUUUGCAAUAUCGGCGUUGUCAAUUAUUUAUAAUAACAUUCAAUAUUAUAAGAAUAAAAAAAGUGACAAAUAUGAUAUAUUUGGUGAUACAAAAAUACCUAAGCACUUGGAAGACCAACUAAUUCAACUGAACGAUGUCCAUUCAUCUUUUGCAAUGCCUGUAUAUAUGACAAUUUAA
Messenger RNA from Plasmodium vinckei vinckei, 1593 nucleotides. Its product is annotated as geranylgeranyl transferase type2 beta subunit, putative. Gene Ontology annotation, molecular function: Rab geranylgeranyltransferase activity. The coding region runs from base 1 to 1593 and encodes 530 amino acids. The transcript has 2 exons. Lineage: Eukaryota; Apicomplexa; Aconoidasida; Haemosporida; Plasmodiidae. The record is from RefSeq and is a predicted model, not a curated record. Gene Ontology annotation, cellular component: Rab-protein geranylgeranyltransferase complex. Gene Ontology annotation, biological process: protein geranylgeranylation.